This is a messenger RNA of Panonychus citri (citrus red mite), 2879 nucleotides long. Its product is annotated as ankycorbin-like. Lineage: Eukaryota; Metazoa; Arthropoda; Arachnida; Trombidiformes; Tetranychidae. The record is from RefSeq and is a predicted model, not a curated record. Bases 323 to 2374 code for a protein of 683 amino acids. The transcript has 4 exons.
AUCAAUUUAAAUACUCUCCAAGUUCCUGGAGGAAGAUUAAAAAGGAUUUUCUCUGGAAAUCAAUUGACUUGUUUUCUUUUUGUUUCAUUUAAGAUCAACUAUUUACUUGAUUAAGUUUUUCCACGAGGUUUCUCAUCAGUGUUAUUUUCCUUUUUAAUUGAUCUUGUUUCUUUUGAAAAUCAUAUCAAGCUCAUCAUAUCGACUCUUGGCUAGUAAAUUACCAAAACAAUUCCAACUUUUCGAUAAAUUAAUUCGUUAUUUUGUUUUUUUAUUUCAAGUGACAACAGAAAAUAAAUUAUAACAAACAUUUACUUUCUUUACCAUGGAUCUUCACCAGGAAUCAACUCCGUUUCUUUCAUCACUCAAACAAAAAACAUUGUCACCACAAGUGUCACAAGUUCCGACUUCAAAUGUUUCUACAAAUUCACCAUCAACAUCAGAUAAUCAAUUAUCUUCUAUUUCCAAAGCCAAACCUGGUAUUGGCCUCUCUUCGUCAUCACUGUCUACACCCGUUUCUCCAAUGACACUCAAUAGUGCAAAAACAACUGAUCUGACUUCAGUUGCUUCUACAAAUUCAAUAGGAAUAUCAUCAUCACCAUCGUCAACAUCAAACAAUCAAAAAGCUGUUGAGUCCGAAGCCCAGCCUGGAAUUAGUCCCUUUUCGCCGUCACCCGUUGAUGCGUCUAGUAAAAAGCCAACUGGUCCCCAAUCAUCUUCGCCAGUUUUCAAUGUUGUUUCACAGUCACCGUGUGUCCGGUGUUCUCAAUUAUCUGAUUUAAAUAGGAAUAUUCUCCAAAAGUUAAGCGAAUCAAAAUGUAAAUAUGACGAGGAGAUGAAAGAAUCAAGAAAGAAAAUGGAGAAAGAAUAUGAACUAAAGCUAUUGGAACACCGAACUAAUCUGGAAACUGUUAAAAAAGAAGCAGAAAAGAAAUUGGACUCACUUAAUUUGGAAUUAAGAUUGCAACUUGUAAAAUCCAAGGAAGAGAAUAUCUCAUUGCAACAAGAGAAUUUAAAAAUCAUUAAAAACUCAGUACAAGUCGAAAAGUUCAACAAGCUAAAGGAAUCAUACGAGAAAAAGAUUCAUGAACAUGAGCUUGAAAUCCGAUUGAAAUUACAAAAUAAAGAGGUUAGACCUGGAAUUAAGAUUCGGGAUCAAGAAAGUCAAACUAUGGAAAAAGUAUUUCAAAUCAAAGAUUUGGAAUCUCCGAAAAUCUCUCACAAUAUGGAAUUGAAAGAAUUGAGAGACACAUUAGAAAAAGAAUAUAAACAAAAAUUAUCGCAACAACGAAGUGAUUUGGAAAAUGAUACCGGAUUAAAAUUGGACCAACUGAGAAAAGAACUGACCGAAACCCUGAAGAUCGCUCAUAGCAAGGAGAUGAAAGAAUUGGAAGAACAAUUAAAAGAAGAAUAUGAAAAAAAACUAUUGGACCAACGAGAUUUGGAGAAAAAGACAAAAUCUAAAUUGGACCAACUAAGAAAAGUAUUAACAAAAUGUUUGAAUAUUUCCAUAGACACCGAAGCACAACCAGAGAAGGAAAUUGACGAAGAUUAUGAGGUGAUGAUUAACAAUGAAAGUUUCGCAUCUCAAUCAAACGAAAAGAAGGAAACAAACAAUCCCACUGUUCCUGAUUGUGAACCCGCUCAGAAGAAACAAAAAUUAUCGAUUCCAUCUAUUCAAUCUGACGCUAUCGAUGGACCAAAAGAAAGUUUACCAUCAAUUGGAAGAGAAUUGUUUGAAUCAAAUGAUAAACUUGGUUACACCGAAAUACCCGAUGACCAUUGUGCUGUUAGAAUCUGUUCAAUAUGUCGGUGGAGCGAAAAAAUCCAUAACUUCAAUUACAUUAAGCACUUAAAGAGUGCACACGGGGAACCUCUUUCAAAAGAAGAAGAAAUUGUCAAUUUCGAAAACGCUAUCGUCCCCGAUUCUAUCUAUCCUUCUUUGAUAAACAAAAUCACAAGAAGUCAAAUCUCUGCUCAAGAGAUCGACAAGUACAAAAUUCCAAAAAACUAUUGCUUCGCGUUGAUUUGUCGUAUUUGCCGAUGGAUCGGUACUCGUUAUCAUAAACAUUGGAGAAAUGAUCACAACUCAAGUAGAAUAAAAAGUUCAAUUUAUUUAGAAUUUGAAACCGUGAUUAUGGAGAACAUGAAGUAUCUACAAUUACGAGAUGAACAGAAGAGCCAAUGCCAAAUGGCUUCGGAUAAACAGCCUCAAAACGAUAAUUCCACCCCGGAAAAGAAUUCGAAAGAAGGUGCUCCGAAAUCUAUUCUCAAAUCUUCAAAUAAAUCGGAUUCUCGUGGCCAAAGAACAGGUAAAAAGAGAUCGUCCCAAGUCCCCAUGAAGAGUCGGAAAUCUUUGAGGUUUCAAUUAAAUUAACCAAGUCCCGGAGUUCGUUGUUCUCAUUCCAGUGCUUCUUUCGAAUUGUUGUUUGGAAGUGAACACAUCGACAUCUCUUCACUAGAAGAAGUUGAAAAAUCUAUUUAACUUCAAUAAUCUUUUCUAAUUUCUCCAUGUGUAAACUUUUCUCCUCUUUUACAUUAAUACUUUACAUCAACAAAAUGCGAAGAAAAAAAAAAUUUAAUCUUAUAAUUUUUUAAUCGAGCAAAAAAAUUCUUUUUCUAAUGAGACGACCCCUUGGGAUGAACAGCUGAUGAAAAUCAGUUUUUCGUCAAUGCGACUUAUAUUGUUACAUCAUUUUCUUUUCUAUUUAAUUGUGAUGAUUGUUUAAUUAGUUUACUCUUUUUGAUUAAAAUCUCUGAUUUUUACAUGGUUUAAAUUAUCGUAACAAUGGCAGGAUAUUUAGGAAGAGUUCGUAGUCAAAUGUAUGAUAGAAUUAUCCGUGUUAAUCAUGCCGGUGAAUUAGGAGCUGAUCGAAUUUAUU